AUGGCCACCGACAAGAUUGUUGAGGGCGUUUUCGCCAUUAACAAGCCCGUUGGUAUGAGCUCUGCUCAGAUUAUCCGCGACUGCCAGCAUCAAUUCAACCCAUCCGCCCUCUUCGCGCCUCUCCUUAAACAAGAGCAAGCAUUGCGCGACAAGGAGUCCCGCUACCAGAAACACCGGCGCGGCAAGGCAAAGCGAGCUCUUCAAGUCAAGAUGGGUCACGGGGGCACCCUCGACCCGCUCGCCACGGGCGUGCUAAUCCUCGGCGUCGGUAAGGGCACCAAUACGCCCGCGAGGGCAAACCCAUUCCGCGCGAGAUCGAGACACGAGAGGUCGAAGUCGCCGAGCUGGAUUUGGUCGAAUGGAGAGAUGCUUGGGUGCGGCGCCAUGAUGGCCGAGCUGAGCCGCACGCGGCAGGGGCAGUUUGCUAUCGGCGGCGAAAACUGCCUGCAGUACGACGAGUUAUUCCAGGGGGAGGAUGUUUGGGGCCCCAAGGUAGAUCGUAUGCUGGAUUUGUGGAAUAACCCGAACACAGAACAAGCCAAGCCCAAGGUGGGUGACGCGGUGAGCUCGCCAGCAGAGGCGAAUGAAACGAGCAAACCGGCGGCCAAGGGCAAUGAUUCCCAAGAAGACAAGCUCGCCAGCGAGAGCAAGCCGGCGGAGGACGCCAAAACAACGGAGACGGCCCCUAAAUCGGAGCCGGCCAGUGAUUCAGUAACGACGAAAGAGGAGCAAACCGCUGCGGCGAGUGCGUAG
This is a messenger RNA of Chaetomium globosum CBS 148.51, 753 nucleotides long. RefSeq lists its product as uncharacterized. Bases 1 to 753 code for a protein of 250 amino acids. Gene Ontology annotation, biological process: mRNA pseudouridine synthesis; tRNA modification. Lineage: Eukaryota; Fungi; Ascomycota; Sordariomycetes; Sordariales; Chaetomiaceae. Gene Ontology annotation, cellular component: mitochondrion. The transcript has 4 exons. The record is from RefSeq and is a predicted model, not a curated record. Gene Ontology annotation, molecular function: pseudouridine synthase activity; RNA binding.